AUGAGUUGUGGAGAUGAGUUUGUGGAUACUUUAAAAAAAAUUGGUUAUCCAAAGAGUGAUAAUCUUAAUGGAGAAGAUUUUGACUGGUUAUUUGAAACUGUUGAAAAUAAACCUUUUUUGGAGUGGUUCUGUAAAAAUGUGAAUGAACAGCAUGUAUUGACUGAAAAAGAACUGCAAGCUUUUAGCACCCUUCAAAAAUCUGGCAAGCCCAUCCUAGAAGAACAAGCAUUGGAUGAAGUUCUUAAAACUCGGAAAACUUCUGAUCUGAAAACAUCUAGUUUGGAAGGAGUUGAACUAGAAAAAUUAGAGACUGAACUCCAAGCUCUUCAGAAGUUAAAAAAUCUAAAAAUUCAGCGACGUAGUAAAUUCCAGUUGAUAACUUCAGCAAACAGUCAUAGCUCACUCCAGUUAAGUGCUAAAGAAGAAGAAGUUGCUAAAAAUUUAAAGGAGAGUCAAGGAUUUCUAAAUGCUGUAAAUUCCAAGAUAACUAAUGAACUUCAAGAUCUUAUUGAUGGAGUUGAGAAAUUGACAUCAUUCUUUGGUUGUUUAGAGAGAAAACAAGGAACAGCACCAGUAUUUUUAUCUCAGCUUGCCUUGGAAAAAUAUUUAAGCCAAGAAGGACAAAGCACAGUAGCAUUAACUUCAUACACCAAAAAACAUUUCUUUCAGGGUAUACAGGAUCUAGUUGAAAGUUCAAAUGAAGAAAAUUUUCAGCUUUUUGAUAUACAAACAUCAUCUGUUUAUGAUGAUAACGAUAAUGAAGCUCAUGAGGAGAGACGCCUUGAGAUGGCUAGGAUGCAGCUGGCUUAUGUUUGUGUACAACAUCAAUUAAUUCAAUUGGAAGCAAACAAAUGUAGCCUUCAAUCACGUAUAAAAUGUGCAGAGGAGACUCUUCAAACCCUGUCUGGCAAGGCUCUUGACAAAGAAAACUUAGAGGCUGAAAUUUCUAACUUCAGCAGUGAGAUUCUUAAACUUGAAGAACAAAUCACCCAACUGAAUAAUAAAACAUUGCCUGCUGUGGUGAAAGAAAAUGCUCAAUUACUGAAUAUGCCUGUUGUGAAGGGAGAUUUUGAUCUGCAACUUGCUAGACAAGACUAUUACACUUCAAGACAAGAAUUAGUUCUUAAUCAGCUGAUAAAACAGAAGGCAUCUUUCGAACUUCUGCAGCUAGCAUAUGAGAUUGAACUGAGGAAGCAUCGGGAUACUCACCGGCAACUUGAAAGCUUGACUCAGGAACUUAGUCAAAGUAAUACUAUAUUGCAUCGACGAUUAGAAAUGUUAGCUGACCCAUCUAUAUCUCUGCAGACUCAUCCAAGGAAUACUAUUGAUGCCAAGGAUUGUUCUACUCAUAGGCUUUAUCAGCUUUUAGAAGGGGAAAAUAAGAAACAAGAAUUGUUCAGAACAUAUGAAGGUCUGGAAAAAGUGGCUCAGAAACUGAAGGAAGAUGUUUCAUCUGCACGAGAUCAACUGGUGAUAGUUGCUCAAGAACAUUCUCUCUUUCUGUCCAAACUGAAUAAUGGUGUGGAUAUGCUUUGUGAUACGUUGUAUUGUGGAGGAAACCAGCUUUAUCUUAGUGAUCAGGAAUUAAAGGAACAGUUUCAUCAAGUUGACUCUCAUUUGAAAAAGCUAAAUCAUCUGCUUAUGGACAUUCUUGCUAAUGUAAAGGCAAAGAGAAGAAUUUUGGCAACCGAUAAACUAUAUCAAAUGGAACGAGAAUUAUAUGUAUAUUUUUUCAAAGAUAAAGAAUAUUUACGGGAUAUUGUGGAGAAUUUAGAGAAUCAGUUAAAGAUUACAACUAUUGGUCUUGAAAAUCAAGAAUGAAAUUACUGAAAACCAGAUAUUCAGUAUCAUAUUCAUGAUAUGAAAUUUGUAUUAUUCUGACAUAGGAGGGGGCGAUUUUUGUGUUUCUUCUUAUGCAAUAUAAUGGUCCAAAGUAUCAGCAGCUUUUAGGAAAAGAGCUUUUGCUUUGUGAAAGCAAUACCAGGUGGCCUUUCUCUGUUAUCCCUCAAGGGGUAAAAAAAGUAUUCAGUUGCAUUGUAAUGAAAAUAUUA
Molecule: messenger RNA, 2051 nt
Organism: Gracilinanus agilis (Agile Gracile Mouse Opossum)
Lineage: Eukaryota; Metazoa; Chordata; Mammalia; Didelphimorphia; Didelphidae
Gene: HAUS3
Product: HAUS augmin like complex subunit 3
Exons: 4
Coding region: 1-1821 (606 amino acids)
Biological process (GO): centrosome cycle; spindle assembly
Cellular component (GO): HAUS complex; mitotic spindle; centrosome
Source: RefSeq, a predicted model, not a curated record